Messenger RNA from Belonocnema kinseyi, 2965 nucleotides. RefSeq names its product cullin-2 (gene Cul2). The transcript is spliced from 9 exons. The record is from RefSeq and is a predicted model, not a curated record. NCBI's taxonomy places the organism in Eukaryota, Metazoa, Arthropoda, Insecta, Hymenoptera, Cynipidae. Gene Ontology annotation, molecular function: ubiquitin protein ligase binding. The coding region runs from base 382 to 2643 and encodes 753 amino acids. Gene Ontology annotation, biological process: protein ubiquitination; SCF-dependent proteasomal ubiquitin-dependent protein catabolic process. Gene Ontology annotation, cellular component: SCF ubiquitin ligase complex; Cul2-RING ubiquitin ligase complex.
GCUAAUGUUGUCGAGGUAGUAGAUUUCUGACGGUUAUGUGCCCAGUGAUUUAAUUAAAAGAACAUUAUCCCUUCGACAGUCGCAGGAAAAAAGUCGAAAAUCGUGAAGUGAUAAAAAGUGGAUUUUUCUCGUUAAAAAAGAGCCGUGAAAUGUGCACCAUUGCGUCGAGUAAUUGCAAAUGUCAUACAUUUUGCAACAGGGAAUGACUCGCCAUGUCCCAAAAAUAAAUGGUCCAGAACGAUCACACGUCGUCAGGAAACCAAUUUCAACAGAAGUCUCACACAUUUUUUAACGGUGAAAACUUAUUCCAGAAUAUCAAGAUUUUGUAGUUAAAUAAAAGUUAAGUUUAGACUGUCGGGUAGGCAGUGCUAAAAGAUCAGAAUGUCUCUUAAACCGAAGAGAGUCGAUUUUAUUGAAACUUGGGACCUUUUGCAAAAAACCGUCAAGGAAGUUAUAACUCUUGACCAUGUCCCUCGAGCCAUAUGGAACGAUAGAUUUAGUGACGUUUAUUCCUUAUGUGUGGCUUAUCCGGAGCCGCACGCCGAUCGUCUUUACAAUGAGACGAAGCAAUUUUUGGACUCGCACGUGUCACAAUUAUUGACGAAGGUGCUGGCGCAAGGCGAAAUUGGCCUGCUGCAGGCCUACCAUCACGCCUGGCGGGAGUAUUCUCAGGGAAUUAAUUAUCUCCAUCAACUGUACUUAUACCUAAACCAGCAGCACAUCAAGAAGCAAAGACUGACCGAGGCGGAAAUUAUUUACGGGACGGCUCUCGGAACAGUGACCGAGUAUCAGGAGCAGAUGGAAAUUGGGGAAUUGGGCCUCGACAUCUGGGAGAAGCGAAUGAUUUCGCCCCUGAAAAAUCAACUUGUCUCGCUCCUCUUAGAGGGGAUUCAUGCCGACAGACUUGGCGAGGCUCAACCAACGACAAACGAUGUCAUUUGCGAGGUCAUUCAGAGUUUUGUCACGGUGAAAAAGUACAAAAGGAAGGGAGAAUUGGAUAUGUAUCAGGAAAUUUUCGAAGGUCCCUUUUUAGAAGCGAGUGGAGAAUUUUAUUCUAGGGAAGCUUCAGAAUUGUUACAACAAUCGGACGUGACUCGAUAUAUGGAAAGAGUCACUUGGAGAUUCAGUCAGGAGGAAUUAAGAGUUCAUAAAUUUCUUCACACAAGUUCGGUGCCUAAGGUAAGACAAUGCUGCGAAGAAAAAAUGGUGGCAGCUCAUUUGACGUGGCUUCACGCCGAAGUGGACGCGAUGAUACAGCACGAAAGAAGACGAGAUUUGGCACUCCUUUAUCCUCUUCUCAGGCCGCUACCGAAUGGCUUGGCACCUCUCGUUCAAAAACUCACUCAACACAUCACCAACGAGGGGCUCAAAGCCAUCGGCUCUUUACAAGGAGAUAAUGUUCAUACCCAGUUUGUGGAAAGCAUGCUGGUUGUGCAUUCUAAAUACUCGAAUAUGAUAAAAGAAGUAUUCAAAGGGGAUCAAGUCUUCGGCGGUGCUUUAGAUAAAGCGUGUUCGGCUCUCGUUAAUCACAGGCCAGGACCCAGACAACCUUCUCGAGCUCCAGAACUGCUGGCAAAAUAUUGCGACUCGUUAUUGAAAAAGUCGGCGAAAGGCGCGACAGAGACGGAAAUCGAGGAGAAGCUCGCGCGCUCGAUAACUGUGUUCAAGUACGUCGACGACAAAGACGUCUUCCAGAAGUUUUACGCGCGCAUGCUCGCGAAGCGUCUGAUCCAUCAGCUGUCGCAGUCGAUGGACGCCGAGGAGGCGAUGAUCGACCGACUGAAGCAGGCCUGCGGCUACGAGUUCACGAACAAGCUGCACCGGAUGUUCACCGACAUGUCCGUCUCGAGCGAUCUGAACGCGAAAUUUGCGACGAGUCUGCGGGAGCGCGAGGCCGAGAGCAGCAGUCCGCUCGGCAUCAGCUUCGUCGUUUACGUGCUGCAGGCGGGCGCCUGGCCUCUGGGACUUGCGCCCUCUCCCGGACCCUUCCACGUGCCGCAGCAACUCGAGCGCUCGAUCCAGGCCUUCGAGAGCUUCUACCAUGCCCAGUUCAGCGGCCGCAAACUCACCUGGCUCCAUCAUCUCUGCCAGGGCGAGCUCAAAUUCAAUUACCUCAAGAAGCCUUAUCUGGUGACGGUGCAGACCUACCAGAUGGCGCUGCUGCUCCUCUUUGAGCAGUGCGACUCCAUCAAUUGCAGGGAAGCUGCGGCUUCGCUGAGACUUUCGCACGAGCAACUCGUGAAACACGCUGCGAGUUUGGUAGAUUGUAAAAUUCUGAAAAAGUCCUCGGAGGGCGAGGUCGAAGAGGACACGAUUCUGACGCUCAAUUUCGAAUACUAUAACAAAAGAACCAAAUUUCGAAUCACCGGGGCUCUGCAGCGAGACGCUCCCCACGACACGGAAGCCACUCAUCGAAGCGUCGACGAUGACCGGAAACUCUACCUCCAAGCUGCCAUCGUUCGAAUUAUGAAGAGCAGAAAGCUGCUCAGACACAAUCAACUCGUCCAAGAGGUUUUGGGUCAGUCGAAAGUGACAUUCGCGCCCUCGAUCGGGAUGAUCAAGAAGUGCAUCGAGGCGCUGAUAGACAAACAAUAUAUUGAACGCACGGCGAAUAGCGCGGACGAAUACUCGUACGUGGCGUAACCUUCCUCCUGAAAUUCGAUACUAAUUUAUUUCGCGCGAGAUGCUCCCUCUUGUAUAGUCAGAAAAGAAAUUGCGAAUCUCCAAAGGAGAGAGAGAGAGAGAGAGAGGACGAAUCCGCAGCCAUUACCAAUUUACAGAUCUACCGAUUUACCAGUUUACCAAUUUACUAAUCUGCGGAUUUGCCUUAACGCCAAAGCGUUUCCAGGGGAACGUCUUCGAAUCAUUUGGUCGCUCCUGAAUCACUCGACUUAUCUACGAUGAUUAGCUGAUUAACAGAAAUGUAAUAUAUGCACACCGAAUAAAGAUGAAGUUACUAUUUUAA